Molecule: messenger RNA, 2358 nt
Organism: Eptesicus fuscus (big brown bat)
Lineage: Eukaryota; Metazoa; Chordata; Mammalia; Chiroptera; Vespertilionidae
Gene: TRIM67
Product: tripartite motif containing 67
Exons: 10
Coding region: 1-2358 (785 amino acids)
Molecular function (GO): protein binding; zinc ion binding
Source: RefSeq, a predicted model, not a curated record
AUGGAGGAGGAGCUGAAGUGCCCCGUGUGCGGCUCCCUGUUCCGGGAGCCCAUCAUCUUGCCCUGUUCCCACAACGUCUGCCUGCCCUGCGCUCGCACCAUCGCGGUGCAGACCCCGGACGGAGAGCAGCACCUGCCGCAGCCGCUCCUGCACUCGCGGGGCUCCGGGCUGCCCGCGGGCGCCGCCGCCUCGCCUUCCCCGGACCCUGAGGCCGCGCCCGGCCCGGCCUGCGGUGGCGGUGGCGGCGGCAGCGGAGGCGCAGCCAGCGGCCCGGGCGGCGGCGGCGGGGACCACGCGGACAAGCUGAGCUUGUACAGCGAGACGGACAGCGGGUACGGCUCGUACACCCCGAGCCUCAAGUCGCCCAACGGGGUGCGGGUGCUGCCCAUGGUGCCCGCGCCGCCCGGCUCCUCGGCCGCCGCCGCCCGGGGCGCCGCCUGCUCCUCGCUGGCCUCGUCCUCCAGCGCCAUCACCUGCCCGCAGUGCCACCGCAGCGCCUCCCUGGACCACCGCGGCCUGCGCGGCUUCCGGCGCAACCGGCUGCUGGAGGCCAUCGUGCAGCGGCACCAGCAGGCCCGCGGGGCGCAGGCGGCGGCGGCCCCGGCCCUGGCCACCUGCCAGCUGUGCGACCGCACCCCGCCCGCGCCGGCCGCCGCGCUCUGCGAGCAGUGCGACGUGCUCUACUGCGCCGCCUGCCAGCUCAAGUGCCACCCGUCCCGGGGGCCCUUCGCCAAGCACCGCCUGGUGCAGCCGCCGCCGCCGCCGCCGCCCGCCGAGGCCGCCUCGGCGUCCCCAUCCCCGACCCCGGGCGCGGCCCCGGGCGCCCCCAGCGCGGGCGGCGGCUGCAGGAGUCCCGGAGGCGCCGCGUCCGGAGCGACCGGCGGCGGCGGCGCGGCCCGCAAGUUCCCCACGUGCCCCGAGCACGAGCUGGAGAACUACAGCAUGUACUGCGUGGGCUGCCGCAGCCCCGUGUGCUACCUGUGCCUGGAGGAGGGCCGGCACGCCCAGCACGAGGUGAAGCCGCUGGGCGCCAUGUGGAAGCAGCACAAGGCCCAGCUGUCCCAGGCCUUGAAUGGUGUUUCCGACAAGGCCAAGGAGGCGAAGGAGUUCCUGGUGCAGCUGAAGAACAUUCUGCAGCAGAUCCAGGAGAACGGACUGGACUAUGAAGCCUGCCUGGUCGCUCAGUGUGACGCGCUGGUCGACGCCCUGACUCGGCAGAAGGCCAAGCUGCUCACCAAGGUCACGAAAGAGAGGGAGCACAAGAUGAAGAUGGUCUGGGACCAGAUCAACCACUGCACGCUGAAGCUGCGCCAGUCCACGGGGCUGAUGGAGUACUGCCUGGAGGUGAUCAAGGAGAACGACCCCGCCGGGUUCCUCCAGAUCUCGGACGCCCUGAUCAAGCGGGUGCAGGUGUCCCAGGAGCAGUGGGUCAAAGGCGCCCUGGAGCCCAAGGUGUCCGCGGAGUUCGACCUGACCUUGGACAGUGAGCCGCUGCUGCAGGCCAUCCACCAGCUGGACUUCAUCCAGAUGAAAUGUAGGGUGCCGCCGGGCCCCCUGCUGCAGCUGGAGAAAUGCUGUACCCGCAACAACAGCGUCACGCUGGCCUGGAGGCUGCCGCCCUUCACCCACAGCCCCGUGGACGGCUACAUCCUGGAGCUGGACGACGGCGACGGGGGGCAGUUCCGGGAGGUGUACGUGGGCAAGGAGACCCUGUGCACGAUCGACGGCCUCCAUUUCAACAGCACCUACAACGCCAGGGUCAAGGCCUUCAACGCGUCCGGCGUCGGGCCUUACAGCAAGACCGUGGUCCUGCAGACGUCCGACGUGGCCUGGUUCACCUUUGACCCCAACUCUGGGCACCGGGACAUCAUUUUGUCCAACGACAACCAGACCGCCACGUGCAGCAGCUACGACGACCGGGUGGUGCUGGGCACGGCGGCCUUCUCCAAGGGCGUGCACUACUGGGAGCUGCACGUGGAUCGCUACGACAACCACCCGGACCCCGCCUUCGGGGUGGCCCGGGCCAGCGUGGUCAAGGACAUGAUGCUGGGCAAGGACGACAAGGCCUGGGCCAUGUACGUGGACAACAACCGCAGCUGGUUCAUGCACUGCAACUCCCACACCAACAGGACGGAAGGCGGCGUGUGCAAGGGGGCCACCGUGGGCGUGCUGCUGGACCUGACGCAGCACACCCUGACCUUCUUCAUCAACGGGCAGCAGCAGGGCCCCACGGCCUUCAGCCACGUGGACGGGGUCUUCAUGCCGGCCCUCAGCCUCAACCGCAACGUGCAGGUCACCCUGCACACUGGACUGGACGUGCCAACCAACCUGGGGCGGCCGAAGCUGGCCGGCAACUAG